Molecule: messenger RNA, 1155 nt
Organism: Aspergillus puulaauensis
Lineage: Eukaryota; Fungi; Ascomycota; Eurotiomycetes; Eurotiales; Aspergillaceae
Product: t-SNARE syntaxin TLG2
Exons: 4
Coding region: 1-1155 (384 amino acids)
Biological process (GO): intracellular protein transport; vesicle-mediated transport; vesicle fusion
Cellular component (GO): SNARE complex; endomembrane system; membrane
Molecular function (GO): SNARE binding; SNAP receptor activity
Source: RefSeq, a predicted model, not a curated record
AUGUGGCGGGACCGCACCAAUCUUUACAUAUCCUACCGCCAGUCAUUCACACAUCACCCCGCGAAGAAGCCGAGAUACCUUGGAGCCACCAAUGGGUUCUCCGACGUCGCAUCACAGUCCGAGGAAAGUCGGCGACUUAUAUCCGAAUCCACAGGGAUAGACGAUGAUGGCGAUGCCAUCAUUGAGAUGGAUGUUCUCCCGCCGCGUUGGGUCGACGUGCAGGAGGAUGUUACGGACUUGCUUGCGGACAUCGCCCAGAAAUCGGCACAGCUAGAUAAGCUACACCAUAAGCACCUAUUACCGGGGUUUGGCGAUGAAGACGUGCGGAAACAAGACGAGCGUGUUAUCGAGCGAUAUACACAAGAAAUCACUCGCGGCUUCCAUGAAUGCCAGAAGCAUGUCAAGCGAAUCGAAACGAUGGUGCAAGAGGCUAAGCAACAAGAUGGUGUGAGUAGCGGAGACGAGACCAUGGCGAAGAACAUUCAAAUAUCAUUAGCGUCGAGGGUACAAGAGGCUAGCGCUCAGUUCAGGAAGAAACAAAGCACUUAUUUAAGAAAAUUACGAGGACUCGAAGAUACAGCGUCGCAAUUCGACCGCUCCGCUACCCCCGUGCAAAACCCAUAUACAGACCCGUCGUUAAUGGAGUCCGAUGCCGAUAAAUCCUUCUCCCAAACAACCCUGCUGCAGACUACUCAGCGCAUGACUGGCCAGAACGAUGCCGCAAUUCUACAACGAGAACGAGAGAUCAACGACAUUGCAAAGGGAAUUAUCGAGUUGUCCGAUAUAUUCCGUGAGCUACAGACGAUGGUCAUCGACCAAGGCACUAUGCUGGAUCGCAUUGACUACAACGUAGAGAGAAUGAAUACCGAUGUCAAAUCAGCGCAGAAGGAGCUCAAUGUGGCGACUGGCUACCAACGACGAACCACAAAACGUAAAAUCAUGCUACUACUCUUUCUCCUAGUGGUGGGAAUGAUUAUCGUUCUCCUUGUCAAGCCAAAGAAACAUGGGUCUUCGGAACCUACGCCUCCUUCUUCACCCCCUUCUGAGCCAGACAGUCAACCGCGAGCAUUUGAAAUAACUUAUAGGCGUUCGCGCGCUUCGUCGUUGACUCAUGUGGCAAGAAACAAAUGGGCAGAUCCCGAUAUAUAUCGAUAG